CGGGGAGAGAGAGAUAGAGAGAGAGCCUGACUCCCAUCUGAGACGGAGAGAGAGAGAGAGAGCCUGACUCCCAUCUGAGACGGGGAGAGAGAGAGAGAGAGAGAGCCAUGGGGCCGCGGCAGUCUAAACGCCUCCCUGAUGAUCUCACGCACGCCGCCAGCCCCUUCCAGGACGCCCACCACCCCCACCAGACGGGCCGCAAGGCCAGCAGCAUCAGCACGCUGGGCCGCGGACGCGAGGGUGGUGGAGGGCCGGGGGCGGCGGAUCGUCUGCGGCGCCACGCGGUGCGUCACCUGGGCUUCACCACGCUCAGCAUGGCCAUGCGUGGCCUGGAGGAGGUGCCGGCGGAGCUGUGGGAGGUGCGCGAGCUGCAGAAGCUCAACCUGUCGCACAACUGCCUGAGCGCACUGCCCCAGGGCAUGGCCCGCCUGCACAACCUGGUGCUGCUCAACCUGGCCGGCAACGAGCUGGCCAGCCUGCCCGCCGAGCUGGGCCUGCUCCGCAACCUCCGGGUCCUGUUCGCCUACCGCAACCAGCUCAGCGAGGUUCCAGAGGAGCUGGGUGCCUGCAGCAAGCUGGAGGUCUUGAGUUUGGCCAACAACCAGAUCAGAAGCCUCCCAGCCAGUCUGGGCUCCAUGCACCACCUCACCAAACUCAACCUCAGGUUAAACCAGGAGCAAUCAGAGAUGGGAACAGACUGUAUGUUGUGGCCCGAGUUUGAGAUGGGAACAGACUGUAUGCUGUGGCCCCAGUUUGAGAUGGGUUCAAGCACAAGGAAGGUCUGCCAGGGAUGCUCCUCAGAUCAAAACCAAGCAGAAGCUUCCGGAAUCACCACUGGAGACCUCAGAACACAUGCUCAUGGACUGGAGACUCAGAACACAUGCUCAUUGACUGAAGACCUCAGAACACAUGCUCCUGGACUGGAGACACAGAACACAUGCUCAUGGACUGGGGGACACAGAACACAUGCUCAUUGACUGGAGAAUCAGAACACAUGCUCAUGGACUGGAGACUCAGAACACAUGCUCAUGGACUGGGGGACACAGAACACAUGCUCAUGGACUGGAGAAUCAGAACACAUGCUCAUGGACUGGGGGACACAAAAUAGUGGUAGCAAUUACUGACAUUUUUAAUAGAGGCAGAUUAUCACAUAAAAC
This is a messenger RNA of Alosa sapidissima (American shad), 1157 nucleotides long. RefSeq names its product leucine-rich repeat-containing protein 30-like. NCBI's taxonomy places the organism in Eukaryota, Metazoa, Chordata, Actinopteri, Clupeiformes, Clupeidae. Bases 108 to 977 code for a protein of 289 amino acids. The transcript is spliced from 3 exons. Gene Ontology annotation, molecular function: protein binding. The record is from RefSeq and is a predicted model, not a curated record.